Eufriesea mexicana is the source of this 3092-nucleotide messenger RNA. RefSeq lists its product as uncharacterized. The transcript is spliced from 4 exons. NCBI's taxonomy places the organism in Eukaryota, Metazoa, Arthropoda, Insecta, Hymenoptera, Apidae. The record is from RefSeq and is a predicted model, not a curated record. The coding region runs from base 1925 to 2893 and encodes 322 amino acids.
CGGAAAAGGUACCCGGCGCCUGUCAACGUUCCGCGACGCGUACGAUCGCACCGCGUCCCGUCUAAUCCAACAACGGUUCCACGGUGAAACGUGCCAUCGACGAUGUGACACCCCGCCGGGACUAGUUCGACGUGUAUUCACUUCCCGUGGGCUGUCCUGGAGAACGCGAUCCGGUCGGCGGACGAGCCUGUUUAUAACACCGUCGCGUCCCGUCCACGCAACAACCUGCUCCCGAGUGUGACGAGUGUUGACACGUCGUUGUCAAUGUCGGCCGAUCGUAUAUAGGAAUAUUCGCCGUCUCGCGAUCAUCGCACCUGUCGAAGAGUCGCCUAUCAGAGUGAUCGGAUGAGUCGAGUGCGUUAGGGGUUAGUGAGACCGAGUGUGUCCCGGUGGAUCGUAUCGAUCGAGGGAUCAGGCGUGUGCAGGAGGUAGCGACAAUUAAGGAUAUCGCCGGGUAGGCAGUGUCACGUGGUGUGCGGGCUAAGUGGCACGUGGCUGUGUCGUUUGAACGCGUUUCAGAGCGACGCAGGAAGUGUCCGGACCUCUUGGAGGAACUUGUCGGAAGUCACGGUGACGGCUGAUAGGAUUGGCAGACCAAGUGUGCGCGCAGCGUUGACAAGGGGAGUGAAACGGGGUCGGCAUUGUAAUCCGCGUUGCGUAGGAAUUGGAAACGCUAUUAAUUUACCUGGAAUCCUAUCAGGGGGCUGGAAGUUUUCUAAUUGGAUGACUAACGAGUCAGAGGUAGGAGUGAGAAGCUGAAGACGCGUACCGGAACUGCAUCAGCGUUGAAUAACGCGUGUCUUUGAGGAGGACACUCCCACCAGUGGAUAAUUAAUCUGGAUACUAAUUAGUCGCGUGCCAAAGAGACAAACGCGAACGGCUGGCUGGCUGGUUCGACGGAUUUGCUGAUUAAACUCGCCACCGGACGACCCGGUAGGAUCCGGAUGAAAGGGCGGGCUAAUGAGACCGGGGAGACGCCUCGAAAGCUUCUCGUAAGAACGCGAUACUGGAAGAACGGGCUCUGCGGCUCGAAAGUACCUUGAAGAUUGCCAAUUUCCAUUGGGAGAUGAUAGCAGGAAGAUGUGGGUCGCUUUAAUUCACGGAACAUAUCCGGUUUUCUUAACCUAGUCGAAGGUCUGGCUCUCAACAAGAAAGAGAUUCGCGAGUGUCUUCGCAGUGCACCCGAUUGACCAGGAUAUCCGUGACUCGGGGAUUCUAAAGGUCCACGAGUUCCAUUGUGAGAAUAUCAAAAGUGAUCACAGUGAUCUAGGUGUCUGUACAUUCGUCUAUCCCAGAUUGGAUUAUCAGAAACCCCCAAGAGCCCAACGAGACCCGUGACCCGAGGAUACAAAGUGAUAGUCCUGAUAUCGAAACCUAUCGUGACCUAUUUGGACCCUAUUUGGACCUGUCUCUGACCAGAGGAUCGAUCGAUCCGAAUUUCUUAAUUGACAAACAGUCGCCUCUAACUUCCUCUAACUUUACUUCAGGAUAUAGAACUAAGAUCCGUGAUCUAGGACUGAAAUCAAAGCCCGGAGGAUCUCUAUCAUGGAAUAAAGAACGCGGAAGGUCAGGAUACACCCGGAACGGUCUCGCAUUUCCUCACCUGGAUCCAAACGAUCCCGGUGUCCCCGCCCAUCGAACGAUUCAACGUUCGAGCAUACCACGAAUUGGUGGAAGAAAUUCCACAAAGUCUUUGGAGUUACGGGGACGAGGAAGAGCCGGGGAUAAAACGAGGAAGGCACCUCGGUAAUCCAGCGUGGUGGAAACUCGCCAACUGUUAAAGAGCCAGCGUCCUGGAUAGAGGCUAUCCAGGUGUCCCAAUCCGUUGGAUUAACAGUCGCAGGGUGCAAAUUACACGGCGUGAGAGGUUCCCUCGAGGGACGAUCGGUCUGCGCGGAGACAUUUCUCAGAUGUCGAGCGAACGAUGAAGCACUCGAGGCGAGCGAGUGGCUCGAGUGCCACUUCGAUCGCGAGCGAUUUGUGCUGCAGGUGCACGGGAAAGUGUCCGACGAAAAUGUGGCUCGCGCUACUGCUCCUCUGCUCUCUCUUCGGAACAGGUGCGUCGAUCAAGCUACUGAGACUAGACGUGCCCAGUAUAGCGGACCCAAGAUGGGAGAAGGUGAUAUUGAGAUGCGAAUACGACCUAAGCGGCGAGGAUCUGUAUUCCGUGAAAUGGUACAAGGACGGAGCCGAGUUCUUCAGGUUUAUGCCGGGCUCGAGGCCACCGGGUCGAGAUUUCCCCGUCGAUGGGGUGUACGUGAACGUGAACAAGAGCGACAGCAAACAGGUGACGCUGCUGGGACAGGCGAACAAUCGGAGAGGCAAAGUGAAUCUCGCGGGGUCCUAUGGCUGCGAGGUGUCCUCUGAAGGGCCCAGUUUCCUCACGAUCUACGACGAGGCGAAUAUGAGCGUCGCCAUUCCUCCAAAGGACCGACCCAGUCUACGUGGCCUUCGACCUUCUUACGAGGCGGGUGGAACGCUCCAAGCGGAAUGCAGUUCCGCGGCCAGCUACCCUCCAGCCCAGCUCGUCUUUAUCCUCAACGGAAAAGAGGUGAACAAACCGUGGACCAGAGAGUUGCCAAGCAUCGACUCCUCUGACGACAGCAUCGUGUCUUCGACGCGACUAGGCCUGACCCUGCGUCUGGAACGACACCAUUUCCCGGGUGGGACCCUGACUCUGAGCUGUCAGUCGACGCUGCCAGGGAUCAUCGGUGCGAGGGUGCUGGAGAGGAAGGAAACCGCGACGCUGGCCGCCAGCAAUCAGCGAUUGGCCCAAGAGCCACCUAGAUCCAGCAGCUGCGUCCAUCACCCCCUCGCGUCGAUGGCGAUCGCCUAUCUCCUAGCGAUCCUUCGAUCAUUUAACCGCGGUAACUUAGCACCUUUGCAUGUUUAACCGACUCGUCGGAAAUCGCCACUGAAGCUCGCUCGAUCAUUGGGAUCAUUUUGUCCGGGUAAAGCCGUUGCUUCUUAAAUGUCAAAAGAAUCGUUGACGUAAAGUUCGCUGUUCGAUUCGAUCCCAGGUGCAGGCUAGCCUGAGCCACGGAUCCGAUACGCUGAGCCAACAGAACUAUACCAAAAUCGAUUGUAACCGG